CUUACACUUAAUUUUUGUUAAUUUCAACUAUUUAUGUUUGCAUUUGCGUUCUAAACAUCCUACUUGUAAUUCAUAUUCAUAUUUUGGUUCCUUAUAUUUUUGUACAUAUAUUAUUUCUUUGAAAAAGAAAGAAAAUUCAAGAGGGCAUUACAUACGAAUAUUUUCUUAAUUAUCCCUCCCACCCCUUUCUGUGAGAUAUUGUUUGACUUUAUGCAUAGUCCCAAUAUCAGAUCAGGUCCAAUUUCGUUAGAGAUUAGAGAUAAAGAUUACCUUCUAAAUCACGUUGAUUCAGUUUUGAACACCAAAGUCUUUAUUAGAAAUACGCAUGCUUUAUCAUCCAACAAUUCAGUCCCAACAAAUACAAAAAAGCCCAUCACUACUGCCACUACAGUGAAUGUUAUUUGCGCAAAAGUUAACAGUAACCCCAGUUCGCCAACAAUUUCUACUGCUAAUACAACAACUAGUACUACUGCUAUAGCUAAAACUGAACCUACUGAAAUAUCUACUUUUAUCAGAAAAGAUAACGAUACGCAUUAUACUUCAGAAAAUAAAUGUAGAAUGAGCAAUGUUGAUCUUGCAUAUAACCGAACAUUUUCCGAAAACACUACCGCCUAUCGUCGUAGCAAUAACCGUGAUCACCACCAAGAACGCCGCUCUGACCCUUUCACAUACCCUCAAAAUGGUAACCGGUCGUUGUCGUCUUCUGAUGAUGAUGACGACGACGAAGAGGAAGGCAAUGAUGAUAUCACAACUAGAUUGCCCAGUAAUCUGAUGCAAUUCCAUUUUGAAUUUGGAUCGAAGAGGCCGCCGAGAACAACUGUCUUUGAGGAAGAAGAUAACACCGUCUGCUUCAGUGAACAUGAAGAUGAGGAAGAAGAACAAAACAGGAUGAUCAUUGAUAAAGAACUGCUCAUUGGCCAAGAAAAAGAACAAGCAGUAAAAGAUAGAGAAGAAGAAGUUGACAUUUAUGAUUUAUCAACAGAUGAUGAGGAUGCUGAAGAACAAAAACGGCUUGGAGACACCAAAUAUUUUCCGUCUGCAACUGUUGAGGCUAUUCAAACUUAUGAAACAAUCACUGAAAAUAUCUAUAUCGGUUCAGCGACGGGUCGAUCUAUGGCAGAAGAGAGUAUGCCUUGUCAAUGUAAAUAUAAGGAGAACCCAUGUGAUGAUGAUAACAAGUGUAUCAAUCGGAUGAUGUUCAUGGAAUGCAUGGUACAGGACUGUCCUUGUGGUAGAUUCUGUAAAAACAGAAGAUUUCAAUUGGGACAAUAUGCGCCGGUAGAUGUGAUACGUACUGAGAAGAAAGGUUAUGGCUUGAGAGCCUUGACUAAUUUACCGCCUAAUUCAUUCGUUUUGGAGUAUAUUGGAGAAGUCAUACCACAAAAAGAGUUCUUACGGCGUACAAGAGAAUACGAUACAGAAGGAUACAAGCAUUAUUAUUUUAUGACCUUGAAAAAUGAUGAGAUUAUUGAUGCUACAAAGAAGGGUUGCUUGGCAAGGUUCAUUAAUCAUUCAUGCAAUCCCAAUUGCGUAACACAGAAAUGGGUCAUUGGUAAAAAGAUGCGCAUUGGUAUAUUCACAGGUCGCGAAAUUACAGCUGGUGAAGAGCUUACAUUUGAUUACAAGUUUGAACGCUAUGGUGCUACAGCGCAAAUUUGUUAUUGCGGAGAGCCUAAUUGCAAAGGCUAUAUUGGUGCUUCGGCAGCAGAGGUAAGCAUUAUGGAUAACGGCGAAUCGAAAACUACAGCAUUAAGAAUGAAAAGGAACAGAGACUUGAAACGCCGUCAACAAUUGUUACAACGACAACAACAGCGUCAGCAGGACUAUAAUCAACAGCAUUUGAACAUAUUUUCAUCCUCAUCCGAGGACGAAGAUGCCGAAGAGCUGCGAGAAAAGGAUCAAGACGAUGACGGCGACAACGAUAACGUAGAUAGCGAUGAGGAAGAGGAAGAUCUGGAUUCUCAACCAUUGCAAGAUGUUGAUAAAGUGCACAUCUUUGUUAAGCGCAUGCUAAACUCAGUUGGUAAUGCACGGCUUGUAAACAAAUUGUUGAAUCGCUUACAGAUCACCAAUGUGAAAAAUACUCUGGGAAGAGAAAUAUUCAAAUCCAUUAUUCGUUUGCACGGAUUGAAAAUGUUCAAAUUUUGGCUGGGCGAAUGGAAGAAUGACAAGGAAAUUGUUCUUAAAAUUCUCCAUGUGCUUGAUAAACUACCGUUGUCAAAUAGAAAUGGAUUGGAUGAUUGUAAGUUGUUGGAUGUUCUGCAAAAAUUUGUAUACUAUAAUAGCAGUGAUGUGAGCGUGCUCGCGCAACUGUUAUUAGACAAAUGGAAUAAACUGAAAGUAGUGUAUCGUAUACCCAAACGAAGUCAACAUGCCUCUACAAACCACAAUAAUUCAGCCACUGCUACACCAUCAUCAGAAAUUACUCAGCGAACAGAAGACGUUGAAAGGAAGUCGGACGACUUUGACUUUGUAGCACUGAAGGAAGAAGAGCAUUCAAUAACAAAGAAGUUUAGUGAGACAGGAGCUGUACAGACAGCUGUUGACUGCAUCGAAAUUAAGGAUGAGGAAGAAAAGAAGGAGAAAGAAAAACUAGACAUAACAAACGAUCUUGUAGAGGACUCCGAUGAUCAAAGCGAGCCGAUGGAUAUCGAUAUCUCAGACAGUGAGUCAGGUUUCCUUGAAUCAGAUAGACCCAACACUUUCAUCAUUGUUAAAAAUGAGAGCAUAACUUCGCUAUCGAAAGGGGCAAUAUCGAGUACCUCACAAUGUGAGACUCCAUUAUCAGAAGCUCAAUUACCUCCAGCAACAACAGAUUUAAAUAAACUUUUGGCGGACCAACAACAAACAGGGAAUUGUAACUCUAGCUUCGAAACUAUCGUGAAAUCUGACGACAACCCUCAUGGAUCAAAAAAGAGAAAAAACAUCAAAUAUGAAAGCACUAGGGAGUUUUUUGAUCCUGACAAUGACUACUUCGAAUACUUUCCUAUAAAUUCUGCACUUGACGAUUUACCAAAUACACCAAAUAUUGCGAUAAGGAACCGCUCACACCGCCAUGCCUUACAUCUUAGAUCAGCUAAAUAUACCACUGCGCUUACUACAACUAUUACGAAUGCUUCUACUAAUGAGAGUAGUAGUGCUAUUUCUACAUCGGUUAUGCCGACUUCUUCUGUUCCCAAUAAUACAACGGACGGUUCAACAACAACCGGCAAUUAUACCCUACUGCGUCAGCAACAAGCAGCUGAGCAGGAACAACAGUUCUCCGCUUUGUAUAAUAGUACCAAUUAUUCUUACUGUAAUAACAUGUAUUAUUUAGGCACUACCGACAGUAGCAAUAAUCCAGAAGUUUAUUCAUAUUACUUUUAUCACCCUAACUAUGAAGCUCACCCACAACAGACUACGACUUCCAUUCAAGGGACAUUCGCAACACCGACUGUACCAUUAUCAUCUUGGCAGACAGCUUUAACCGAGAACGGGUUACCCUAUUACUACAAUUUACUAACUCACCAGACGCAAUGGAGUAUGCCUGAAGAACUGCAAAAAUUGCAGAACUUGAUACCACCUCCACCUCCACCUCCUCUUCCGCUAACCACCGAUACAUCCUGUUCCCUUAUAAACUCAACAAAGGUAGAGAAAUUGGAGCCAUCUGCUAUUAAACAAGCACCGCCAGUUUCUUCUCAGUCGCCACCAUCAUUGUCUUCUACGCCAGCGAAGUCUUCUGAACUGUUCCCAAACACGCAUGAUAUUUCUUCAAUCGCAUCUAUGACUUUCGACUCCAUUACCUCUGCCAAUGUUGACAAUAGUACGAGUAGCCAUAAUGGUCAUAACGAUCACCAGUUGUUGACACUUGACAGUGGAACCGUUGAAGAAGGUAGUAACACUACAACAUAUCCUGAUCAGCCGACCAUCACCAGCAAUAAUGACGAUACACAUAAGCCUUCCGGUAACGGCUUUUUGAAUGAUAUUGAUUUGAAAAUGGAAAUUGGAAAGGUGGUAACAAAAUACCUCAGUUCAAGGCAACAAGUGCUUUGGAAUGGUGAUAAACUCUUAUUUAAGGAUCUGGCCAGGACUAUUACUCAUUUUCUCGUAGACAGAGAAAUACAAUUGGACAAGAAGAUCAAGUUUCUAGACGCUCAAUACCGCAGCAAAAUCGAAAGAUUCAUUGAUGUUUACGGUUCGGAAUAUGUUGCAAAAUUGAAGCAAAGCUCUAAUAUUGCUUAACCAUUACAAAUAUUGUAAAAGAUUGUAUAUAUUCACAUACAUAGCUCUCAUUAUAUCUAUAUAUCAUAUCCUCUACUAUGCAACUUUCAAUUUUUUUUGAAGAUCUUGCUCGCUCGUUGUGUAUAUACAUAAUAACAAUGAUACCAUCUAUUUUUCCCUCAUUUCUUUAUAGCAACAACUUAUUUGUAAUAAAUAAAAAUUGUUCACAAAACUAUCUAUCAUGGCA
This is a messenger RNA of Mycotypha africana, 4447 nucleotides long. RefSeq lists its product as uncharacterized. Gene Ontology annotation, biological process: regulation of DNA-templated transcription. NCBI's taxonomy places the organism in Eukaryota, Fungi, Mucoromycota, Mucoromycetes, Mucorales, Mycotyphaceae. Gene Ontology annotation, cellular component: nucleus; chromatin. The transcript has 5 exons. Gene Ontology annotation, molecular function: histone H3K36 methyltransferase activity; protein binding. The coding region runs from base 211 to 4221 and encodes 1336 amino acids. The record is from RefSeq and is a predicted model, not a curated record.